Messenger RNA from Talaromyces proteolyticus, 883 nucleotides. RefSeq names its product putative trafficking protein particle complex subunit 2/Sedlin. The coding region runs from base 151 to 699 and encodes 182 amino acids. Lineage: Eukaryota; Fungi; Ascomycota; Eurotiomycetes; Eurotiales; Trichocomaceae. Gene Ontology annotation, cellular component: TRAPP complex; nucleus; cytoplasm. The transcript has 2 exons. The record is from RefSeq and is a predicted model, not a curated record. Gene Ontology annotation, biological process: endoplasmic reticulum to Golgi vesicle-mediated transport.
GAUUUAUUUCAUAGCCACUCUAAAAUACACACCUGGAAGGCUUUAUUGAUGAUUGUAUUGAUUUCAAUCCACGUGACUCCCCGUAUAGUUCGCGGAUAAAGCUUAAAUGCACUAUCGUCAAUCAUCCAUCGGCAACACCCUAUACCCAGCAUGUCGUACUACUUCACAAUCCUCUCGCCAACCGACGUCCCGCUUUUUAGCUUGACAUUCGGCACCUCCAAAGCCGGCGGAGAUGGCAUCGCGCGCUUCCGCUUCCCCGAAUCCGCGCAGUACAUGAAUCAAUUCGUCGUCCAUGCCAGUCUCGACAUCGUCGAGGAGGCGCAAUGGACAAACGGGGCACUCUAUCUUAAACACAUCGAUACCUACCCCCCAACAGCAUCCCACGUCUCCGCCUUCCUCACCCCCUCCGGCUCCCGCCUCAUCCUCCUCCAUCAACCCCCGCAACUCCAAUCGUCAGGCGGCGUCACGGGGUCAACAGCGUCGCUAGCGACGGCGACGACCACAUCGCGCGCAUCUUCGAGUUCGAUUGCCGCGAACCCGACAUCGCCGCAGACAGAAGAGGCCAUACGCCAGUUCAUGAACGAGGUUUAUGAGAAUUGGGUCAAGACUGUUAUGAGUCCGUUUUAUAGGCAGGGUAUGCAGAUUACGAGUCCCGUGUUUAGGGCACGAGUCACUGCGGCAGGGAGGAAGUGGUUAUGAUGGGAUUGAGACUGAUGAGGAUGGCUGGUUUUGUGUAUAUGUUUGUGAAUUACUGAUAGAUUUAAGAGAUACCCAAUAAGUAAAGGAAAUGAGCCACCAUCCGAGCCUCUAGUCCUCGCGCUAUCCCACUGUUGUAGUUUAUCAUUUACUGUUCUAAGUUCGUGAUCCUAAUUGAAAAAAGGAG